Messenger RNA from Amblyraja radiata (thorny skate), 3781 nucleotides. Its product is annotated as zinc finger protein 585A-like. Gene Ontology annotation, molecular function: DNA-binding transcription factor activity, RNA polymerase II-specific; RNA polymerase II cis-regulatory region sequence-specific DNA binding. NCBI's taxonomy places the organism in Eukaryota, Metazoa, Chordata, Chondrichthyes, Rajiformes, Rajidae. The record is from RefSeq and is a predicted model, not a curated record. Gene Ontology annotation, biological process: regulation of transcription by RNA polymerase II.
GAUGGAACAGGCAGAGCAUUUGUUUACGGGAUUCUCAAACGGAGUCACUGUGUCAACUUAGCUGACCAGACACCAGAUAGUUCACGGCAUGGAUAAAUUAUUCACCAGCUCGCAGUGUGGGCAGGGAUUCACUCAAGCUUCCCACCAAGCGGCCCACCAGCAAGAUCAAACUGUGGUGAAACCACUUGCCUGUUCCGAUUGUGGGAAUGGAUCCACUCAAGCAAGCCAUCUGAAGGGACACCAGCAAAUUCACACUGGGGAGAGGCCGUUCACCUGCUCCGAGUGUGCAAAGAGGUUCACUAAUUCUUCCAGUCUGGUGGCCCACCAACGGAUUCACACUGGAAAGAAACCAUUUCCCUGUCCCGAUUGUGGGAAGGCAUUCACUCGAGCAAACAACCUCCAAAGGCACCAGCAAAUCCACACCGGAGAGAGGCCGUUCAUAUGUUCUGAGUGCGGGAAGGGAUUCAUUCAAUCCGUUGAGCUACUGAGACACCAGCAUGUUCACACUGGGGACAGGCCGUUCACCUGUUGUGAGUGUGGGAAGGGAUUCAUUCAAUCUUCCCACCUGGGGACCCAUCAGCGAAUUCACAGCGUGAAGAGACUGUUCACCUGUUGUGAGUGUGGGAAGGGAUUCAUUCAAGCAUGCAACCUGAAGAGGCACCAGCUAACUCACACCGGGGAGAAGCCAUUCACCUGCUCUGAGUGUGGGAAAAGAUUCACUGAUUCAUCUGAGUUACAGAGGCACUUCAGAAUUCACACCGGGGAGAAGCCAUUCACCUGCUCUGAGUGUGGGAAGGGAUUCAGUCAAUCUUCCAACCUGCGGACCCAUCUGCGAAUUCACAGCGUGGAUAAAUCAUUUGCCUCUUCCAACUGUGGAACGACGAAUGCUGAGCCGGUGAUUUCAGAUCAUUUCCAUGGCGCCGGCUUUACCCAGAAACCUCCGCGCGCUGGAACUCGCCCUAUGUUGCAGGCGACACCAAGCGCGCAGGCGCCGUGCGGCCAAGGCGACCAUGCGGUCCGUGGACAAAAGACUCCGGAGGAUCGGCGGCGGGUAGGAGCGGGGAUCCGGGCGCGGGAUCAGUCAACACCGAGGCCCGGCCUGAGGAGCGGCCCCCGGCUGCGGGGAGAAUCGGUGCGGUCCCUCGGGGACACGGUGCCCCGUCACGUGCUGGUCCUUCUCCUCUCCCUCCGGGCCCCGGGGAGUUUCCCGCCCAUCAGUGACGCUGCUGACGGCGGCCGAACCAGGCGACGCAUGCGCAACGAUUGCUCGGUGACGGAUAGACCGGUUUCUGGCUCGCGGGGUGUUGUGGGUAAAGACAGGGCCAUUGUUCACACACCGGCGAUUCACUGCCGAUCCGCAGAGGGUGUGCGGCAGGGCAAACAUGGAUUCCCCGGCCCCCUAAGGCUGACCAGACACCAGAUAGUUCACGGCAUGGAUAAAUUAUUCACCAGCUCGCAGUGUGGGCAGGGAUUCACUCAAGCUUCCCACCAAGCGGCCCGCCAGCAAGAUCAAACUGUGGUGAAACCACUUGCCUGUUCCGAUUGUGGGAAUGGAUCCACUCAAGCAAGCCAUCUGAAGGGACACCAGCAAAUUCACACUGGGGAGAGGCCGUUCACCUGCUCCGAGUGUGCAAAGAGGUUCACUAAUUCUUCCAGUCUGGUGGCCCACCAACGGAUUCACACUGGAAAGAAACCAUCCUGUCCCGAUUGUGGGAAGGCAUUCACUCGAGCAAACAACCUCCAAAGGCACCAGCAAAUCCACACCGGAGAGAGGCCGUUCAUAUGUUCUGAGUGCGGGAAGGGAUUCAUUCAAUCCGUUGAGCUACUGAGACACCAGCAUGUUCACACUGGGGACAGGCCGUUCACCUGUUGUGAGUGUGGGAAGGGAUUCAUUCAAUCUUCCCACCUGGGGACCCAUCAGCGAAUUCACAGUGUGAAGAGACUGUUCACCUGUUGUGAAUGUGGGAAGGGAUUCAUUCAAGCAUGCAACCUGAAGAGGCACCAGCUAACUCACACCGGGGAGAAGCCAUUCACCUGCUCUGAGUGUGGGAAAAGAUUCACUGAUUCAUCUGAGUUACAGAGGCACUUCAGAAUUCACACCGGGGAGAAGCCAUUCACCUGCUCUGAGUGUGGGAAGGGAUUCAGUCAAUCUUCCAACCUGCGGACCCAUCUGCGAAUUCACAGCGUGGAUAAAUCAUUUGCCUCUUCCAACUUGGGAUAGGAUUUCAAUCGUAAAUCUAACCUGGUGACCCGCCAGAUAAUUCAUGCUGGGGAGAAGCCAUUCACCUGUCUUGUGCCUGGGAAGGGAUUCAUUCGAAUAUCUGGGCUAUUGGCACACCAGCUCAUUCACACUGAGUGGAAAGUUGAAAUACAUUUUUUGUUUUCAUGUUACAGCACCAGAAGCUGUGCCACUAAACCUCCGCGCGCUGGAACUCGCCCUAUGUUGCAGGCGACACCAAGCGCGCAGGCGCCGUGCGGCCAAGGUGAUCAUGCGGUCCGUGGACAAAAGACUCCGGAGGAUCGGCGGCGGGUAGGAGCGGGGAUCCGGGCGCGGGAUCAGUCAACACCGAGGCCCGGCCUGAGGAGCGGCCCCCGGCGGCGUGAUCGCAUCGAAUGCACAGACAUGCAGAGUGUUUGUGUACCAAAAUCUCAAGUUUGUUCAGCUGAACAGCACCUCAACGCGUGGGAGGGAUUGAUUGUGUCAGCUGAGCCGACGAGGGCCAGCAUGGAGAAAUUGUUCACCACGUCUGAGGCAGGGCAGGGAUUCAGCCAAUCUUCGCACCUGGUGACUCUCCACCAAGAUCACCCUGUGAGUAAACCAUUUGCCUGUCCAGAUUGUGGGAAGGGAUUCACUCAAUCAUGGCACCUGAAGAGACACCAGCGGCUUCACACUGGAGAGAGACCAUUCACCUGCUCGGAGUGCGGGAAGGGAUUCACUAAUUCAUCUGCAUUGUUGAGACACCAGAUGAUCCACACAGGUGAUAGGCCGUACACCUGCCCUGUGUGUAACAAGGGAUUCCUUCAUUCGGUGGCAUUAGUGAACCACCAGAGAAUUCACACUGGGGAGAGGCCAUUCACCUGUUCUGAUUGUGGGAAAGGAUUCGCUCAAUCAACUGCAUUAAUGGCGCACCAUAAGAUUCACACCGGCGAGAGGCCAUUCACUUGUUCUGUGUGCGGGAAGGGAUUCAUUCAAACAAGUAACCUGAAGAGGCACCUGCUACUUCACACUGGGGAGAGGCCAUUCACCUGUUCUCAGUGUGGGAAGGGAUUUACUCAUUCAUCUGCGUUGUUGAGACACCAGAUGGUUCACACCGGAGAGAGGCCACACACCUGCUCUGUGUGUAGCAAGCGAUUCUUUCAUUCAGUUGCAUUAGCGAACCACCAGAGAACUCACACUGGAGAGAGGCCAUUCACCUGCUCUUAUUGUGGCAAGAGAUUCACUCAGUCAACCAGCAUGAUAACACAUCAGAGAAUUCACACCGGAGAGAAGCCGUUCACCUGCUCUGAGUGUGGGAAAGGAUUUGGACGAUCUUACACCCUGAAGACCCACCAGCGAGUUCACGCUGUGGAGCAACCAUUUGCUUCUCCCAACUGUGGAUAGCGUUUCACUGAUGAAUGUAAACUGGUGAAACACCAGAUAUUUAACAAUGGAGCCAUGGCAUUCACUUGUUUCGUGUGUGCGAAGGGUUCCACUUGAGUAUUUGAGAUAUUGACACACCAACUCGUUUACAUGGUGAGAGUGGGGGAGGUGGGUAGUCAUAGAAUGAUAGAGUGGAAACAU